UAUUUUUUUUAUUGUUCUCUAUCUUUACUGAUUGAUUUUUGAGACUGGGUUUUCUGUGUAGCCUUAGCCACAAUGGAACUAGCCUGGUCUCAGGGUAACCUCAAACUGCAAGUCCCUCCUUAUCUCAAUCAUAAAAGCCAAGGGUCCCCCUCCCCACCAAUAAAUACAUCUUAAAAGAUGAAAAUCAUGUGAUAUAAAAAUUAGGAAAAUGAUAAACAGUGAACACAUUCUCUACCCCUGUCACCCAUUAGUUGAAGUGAUAAUUUCAAUUAUGUCCUCUAUCCUAUUAGCUUUUGUAUUUUAUGAUUUUAAAUCAGGCUUUUAGGAUUUAUAUAACCAGGAUUGGGGUGAUGGCCUAGAUGAGAAAAUGCUUGCUGUAGAAGCAUGCAAGCAUGAGGACCUGAGUUUAAGCACCCACAUAAGAAGCUGUGUGUAUCUGUCAUCCUAGCAAUGGAAAGAGACACAGCAGAAUCUUUGGAACUUGCUAUCCAGUCAAUCUAAUCAAAUUGGUGAACUCUAUUAAGUGAGAGAUUUAAAACUUGAGGUGAAAAGUAUUGAUGACUCAGUGGUUAAGAUUGUUUCCUAUAUUUCAGAGGACUUGUUGAACAGCUUACAACUGCCUGUCACUCCAGCUCCAGGACAUCUGAUGCCUUCUUUUGGCCCCGUGGAUAAAUGCACACGUGUGGCAUACGUUCAGUACACCAUAAAUAAAAAUAAAAAUAAAUGUUAAUUUAAAAAAAUCAGGUAAAGCAAAAUCUGGCCUGGCAUCAGAUCAAGUCUCAGUAGUACCAACCUUCGUUUGGAAGCCCUAGCACCUGCUAACCUUUUUAAACUGCGUGGUUGUGAAAAACUAGUAAGAGAUUUCUGAAUGUCCAAGGACCAAAAAGUCAGUUCCAGGUUCUUUGGCAUGGACACGAGUUCAGUGGGGACGUUAGAGCUGACUGAUCAAACUCCCGUCUUACUAGGAAGCACAGCCAUGGCAACCAGUCUCACGGACGUAGGCAACUCAUUCAGUGGCCCACCUAAUCCUUUAGUGUCUAGAGCUAGUAAGUUUCAGAACUCAUCAGUAGACGAUGAUGAUGACGUUGUUUUUAUUGAACCUGUACAACCUCCUCCAUCUUCUGCACCUUUGGUUGCUGAUCAAAGACCCAUAACAUUUACAUCUUCAAAAAAUGAAGAACUACAAGGAAACGAUCCCAAAAUUCUUCCUUCAUCGAAAGAGUUGGCCCCACAAAAGGGCAGUGUAAGCGAGACAAUUGUUAUUGACGAUGAAGAGGACAUGGAAACAAAUCAAGGACAAGAGAAGAGUUCCUCAAAUUUUAUUGAAAGGAGACCUUCUGAAACUAAAAACAGAACUAAUGAUGUGGAUUUCUCCAGUUCCACUUUUUCAAGAAGUAAAGUAAAUGCAGGAAUGAGUAACAGUGGUAUUACCACAGAACCAGAUUCGGAAAUCCAGAUUGCUAACGUUACAACCUUAGAAACAGGCGUAAGCUCUGUGAGUGAUGGCCAGCUAGAAAGUACUGAUGGGAGAGACAUGAACUUAAUGAUUACUCAUGUAACAUCACUGCAUAACACCAACCUGGGAGAUGGCUCUAACGGACUUCAGUCCAGUAACUUUGGUGUGAAUAUACAAACGUAUACCCCAUCUCUAACUUCACAGACCAAGGCUGGAGUAGGACCUUUUAAUCCUGGUAGGAUGAAUGUUGCAGGAGAUGUAUUUCAGAAUGGGGAGUCUGCACCUCAUCACAAUCCUGAUUCUUGGAUCUCCCAGUCAGCAUCAUUCCCUCGUAACCAGAAACAACAAGGGGUGGAUUCUCUAUCACCAGUGGCCUCACUUCCUAAGCAGAUAUUCCAGCCCUCGAACCAACAACCCACUAAACCAGUUAAAGUCACUUGUGCAAACUGCAAAAAACCUCUACAGAAGGGGCAGACAGCUUACCAACGAAAAGGAUCAGCUCACCUCUUUUGUUCAACCACCUGCCUUUCUUCUUUCUCCCAUAAACCUGCUCCAAAGAAACUCUGUGUUAUGUGUAAAAAAGAUAUAACUACAAUGAAGGGAACCAUUGUUGCUCAAGUGGACUCAAGUGAGUCCUUCCAAGAAUUUUGUAGUACAUCUUGUUUGUCUCUCUAUGAGGACAAACAGAGUCCUGCUAAAGGAGCUCUAAAUAAAUCAAGAUGCACAAUCUGUGGCAAAUUGACUGAGAUUCGCCAUGAAGUUAGUUUUAAAAACAUGACUCAUAAGCUGUGCAGUGACCACUGCUUUAACAGAUACCGAAUGGCCAAUGGUCUGAUAAUGAAUUGCUGCGAGCAGUGUGGAGAGUAUUUGCCCAGUAAAGGUGCUGGGAAUAACGUUCUGGUGGUUGAUGGCCAGCAGAAGAGGUUUUGCUGUCAGAGUUGUGUCGCUGAAUACAAACAGGUAGGUAGCCAUCCAAGUUUCCUGAAGGAGGUUCGAGAUCACAUGCAGGACUCUUUCUUAAUGCAGCCUGAGAAAUAUGGAAAACUGACAACUUGUACUGGCUGCCGAACACAGUGCAGGUUUUUUGAUAUGACUCAGUGCAUAGGUCCUAAUGGAUAUAUGGAGCCGUAUUGUUCAACUGCUUGCAUGAACAGUCACAAGACAAAAUAUGCAAAAUCACAAAGUUUGGGAAUUAUUUGCCAUUUUUGUAAGCGAAACUCUUUACCUCAAUACCAAGCCACAAUGCCUGAUGGAAAACUGUAUAACUUUUGCAAUUCCAGUUGUGUGGCUAAAUUUCAGGCUCUAAGCAUACAGUCAUCUCCAAACGGCCAGUUUGUAGCACCCAGUGACAUUCAGCUGAAAUGCAACUACUGUAAAAAUGCCUUUUGUUCAAAACCGGAAAUCUUGGAAUGGGAGAACAAAGUGCAUCAGUUCUGCAGCAAAGCUUGCUCAGAUGACUAUAAGAAGUUGCAUUGCAUAGUUACAUAUUGCGAAUACUGCCAAGAGGAGAAGACUCUGCAUGAAACAGUCAAUUUCUCUGGCGUUAAGAGACCUUUCUGUAGUGAAGGCUGCAAGCUAUUAUACAAACAAGAUUUUGCAAGACGAUUAGGAUUAAGAUGUGUUACCUGCAACUAUUGUUCUCAGCUGUGUAAGAAGGGAGCCACUAAAGAACUUGAUGGAGUUGUCAGAGACUUCUGCAGUGAAGACUGCUGUAAGAAAUUCCAGGAGUGGUACUACAAGGCUGCGAGGUGUGACUGCUGUAAAUCCCAAGGCACUCUGAAAGAGCGAGUGCAGUGGCGUGGCGAAAUGAAACAUUUCUGUGAUCAACACUGCUUACUACGUUUCUAUUGUCAGCAAAAUGAGCCCAACAUGACAACUCAGAAAGGACCUGAAAACCUACAUUAUGAUCAGGGCUGUCAGACGUCCCGAACCAAAAUGACAGGCUCAGCACCACCCCCUUCUCCUACACCAAACAAAGAGAUGAAGAAUAAAGCAAUUCUUUGCAAACCUUUAACAAUGACAAAAGCAACUUACUGUAAGCCUCACAUGCAGACCAAAUCUUGUCAGACAGAUGAGAAUUGGAAGACGGAGUAUGUCCCAGUGCCUAUUCCUGUCCCUGUGUAUGUCCCUGUGCCUAUGCACAUGUACAGCCAGAAUAUUCCUGUUCCUACCACAGUUCCUGUUCCUGUGCCUGUUCCUGUGUUUCUGCCUGCUCCAUUGGACAGCAGUGAGAAGAUUCCUGCCACAGUUGAGGACCUCAAAAGCAAAGUUUCUUCAGAUCCUCUUGAUUCAGAAUUGCUUACAAUGACAGAUAUGAUGACUGAAGAGGAGGGGAAAACAGAGGCAUCCAACAUCAAUAGUGUAAUUAUUGAGACAGACAUAAUUGGCUCAGAUCUUACAAAGAACUCUGACCCAGAUAUACAAUCCAACAUGCCCGAUGUACCCUAUGAACCAGAUUUGGAUAUUGAAAUAGAUUUCCCCAGAGCUGCGGAGGAGCUUGAUAUGGAAAAUGAGUUUUUAUUACCACCUGUUUUUGGAGAAGAAUACGAGGAGCAGCCCAGACCUCGAUCUAAAAAAAAGGGAACCAAGAGAAAGGCUGUCUCAGGAUACCAGUCUCAUGAUGAUAGUUCUGACAAUUCAGAAUGCAGCUUUCCUUUCAAGUAUACAUACGGUGUAAAUGCGUGGAAACAUUGGGUCAAAACUAGGCAACUUGAUGAAGAUCUUCUGGUAUUAGAUGAGCUAAAAUCCUCUAAAUCAGUAAAGUUAAAAGAAGAUCUACUCUCUCAUACCACAGCUGAGCUUAACUAUGGGUUAGCCCAUUUUGUCAAUGAGAUCAGACGACCAAAUGGAGAGAAUUAUGCACCUGACAGCAUCUAUUAUCUAUGCCUUGGUAUACAGGAGUACUUAUGUGGUAGUAAUCGAAAGGACAACAUAUUUAUUGAUCCAGGAUACCAGAUGUUUGAGCAAGAACUGAAUAAAAUACUCCGAAGUUGGCAACCAAGCAUACUUCCAGAUGGGUCAAUAUUCUCUCGAGUUGAAGAAGACUAUCUCUGGAGGAUAAAACAACUAGGAUCCCACUCUCCAGUAGCACUUUUGAAUACCCUAUUCUACUUUAACACUAAAUAUUUUGGCCUGAAAACAGUGGAACAACACUUAAGACUUUCCUUUGGCACUGUGUUUAGGCACUGGAAAAAAAAUCCUUUAACAAUGGAAAAUAAAGCAUGUCUCCGCUAUCAGGUGUCUUCCUUAUGUGGAACGGACAGUGAAGAUAAAAUUGCUACUGGAAAACGAAAACAUGAAGAUGAUGAGCCAGUAUUUGAACAAGUUGAAAACACAGCCAACCCUUCUAGAUGUCCUGUGAAAAUGUUUGAAUGCUACUUGUCUAAAAGUCCACAGAACCUUAAUCAGAGAAUGGAUGUUUUUUAUUUACAACCAGAAUGUUCUAGUUCUACAGAUAGCCCUGUCUGGUACACAUCUACUUCCCUGGACCGGAACACCUUGGAAAAUAUGCUUGUACGGGUUCUUCUAGUAAAAGAUAUUUAUGAUAAAGACAAUUAUGAACUGGAUGAAGACACAGACUAAAAAGGACCAUUUCAGAAGCAAUGGGAUAACACAGCAUUAGAUAGUCAUGCUGCUAGAUCUUUACAGGAAAACAUUUCAAGUUUACUCCUUCUGUUCUGAGUUUUGUAGCAAUGUACCCACACUGGGUAUUACCAUGUAAAUAAUCUGUGUGUGAAAGUUGCCAUUAUUCUAUGUAGUGGUUUUAGGAUACUUAACAAAUACAUCAAAUUCUUUUUUAUUAUUAUUUAUUUGAUUAGGUAUGUUUGUAACUUUUUACAUUACAAAUAAGAAGAGAAUGUGCCAUGUAUAAGUUUUUCUUGUUGCACUGCUCUGCUGUUGCAAAGCUCCCUGCAGAGGGCGUGCUCUACUGCGUUCCUGACCAGAUGGUUGUGUAUGGGUAGCACUACUCAAGUUUAGAACUUGCGGUGUCUUUCAGAAUUUUUAAAAUAAACUGUAAACUAAUAGGCUGGGUUUUUUUGUUUUUUUGUUUUUUUUUUUUUUGGUUUNUUUGUUUGGGCUUUUUGUUUGUUUGUUUUAUGUUUUAGUUACUGAAGCCUUACCAGGUUAUGUAGAGAGAUACCAUCUUCUGUACCAAAAAUAGACAAGAGAAUGCUGUUGAUACUGGUGUUCUGUAAUGUGAACUUAUGCUGGUGAAAACAACUUUAUGUUCCCCUUAUUAAAACUUAGUGUCCUUUUCUCACUUGUGACUUACUGCAUCACCCCAUCAAUUUAAGGAAAAAAGUAUGUAUAUAUGUGUAAGUAGAGAGAGAGUGAGAGUGACUAUAACUUGAAAACAAGAUUAAGACAUUUUUCUUUGUAAAAUGUCCGGUGACAGUGUAAGACUCUUGUUUUUCUUUCCCACGGCAGCCAUCAGCAUCUGAGACCCUCACCUGUCCAGGUGCAUUACAGCCUGCAUAGCACUCUUGAGUGUCACUGCUCUCACUGGAGGUCUUGUGCUGCUUCCAGAAGUGACAUGCAUAUGUGGGGCAGAAUUAUUUUUAGAAAUGCCACUCUUGAAAUAUUCAUUUUAGAAAGUCAGGCUACUUGAAGGGAGACAGUGUCACAUUGUUCUAUGGCUAUUACCAAUGGAGAAUGCUGACUAGUCUAGGAGACUGAAGAAACAGAAGCUGGUGGAUGGUGCCAGUGCCAGUGUCAGAGGAAAUCGGGCUUGCUACGAGGUUGUUUGGCUUUGAAAUUUAAUUACUUCUUAUAGAAGAUUACAUUUAAAAUACUUUUGUGCUUCUGCAUAGCAGUUUAUCUGUUCAUAACUUUUAGAUUAAGGAAAUCUACUUCAAAUUAUACAUUCUAAAGACUGACUAAAGUGGUAUCCGAAAAUUAUCAGUUAUUUCGCUGACCUUGUAUAUAGCAUGUGUGAUGUUUCCUUCUUAUUUCUGAAUCCUGAAACCACCAUGGUGAUACUAGUUUUCAAAAUAGUUUUGAGGGAAAUUGGCCUGUUUUCCAUAGUGACUAGACAGUAUAUAGCCCUUAUCAGUUUCUCUCUCCUUUAGCGUAAAUUUUAGCAAGUAAAGAAAUUUUCUCAAUCAUGAUUUUGAAAGUUUCACAGGUAUAGUGACUGCUCGUUUAAGCAAUAACUAUCUGAAAUGUUUUUGGCAUGAAAAUUUAUAGUGUUCUAAAUUUUUAUAAGUUUGAAUAACUUCAGUCCCUUGGUUUUCUGUUUGAAUCAUCAGACUGACAGUAGCCACUCCUUACUUUACUCAGACAGACCUGCCCCUUGCCUGUUAAGUGAAGCUGGAAACACUUAACAACAGAAUGCAGAUGUUUCUUGGCUUUUCAGCACGCCUUCUGAAGCACUUUUACUAGAAAUGCAUAUUGUGAUUAAAGACUGGUUAAUCCUAACCAUCUUCUAUUCUUCAGAGUGGUGCUAUAGCCCAUCAAAAAAAGCAAUAAAUUUACCCACAAAUGUCACAUGUAUAUUUUACCAAUACCAUAAAUUUCUGCCGUGGUACUACUAAGCACCGUGUCUAGCUAUUUAGUUUUUAUUGUUUGUACAUUUUAGCUUUUCUAAGCAGAAAUGCCUACAGAAGUUUGAUCGUACAUGAUAGAAGAUCUAGAGCCUGCCUUUGUCUCAUGCAAUCCAAUGAUUGAUCUACUUGAUUCUCAGGGGGAAAGAAAAACAAACUAUUUUAUGAGAAUUGUUCUGGGAAAUUUAUUUCACCUGGAACACGUUUCCUUGAUUCUUGGCUGUCUUUAGUGUGUGGCCAUAACAAACUGCUGAGAGAAAGGACAUUGAAAUGAUAGUUUAUUUUUAUUUCUUGGUGACUUCUGAUUAUAGACAGCAUCCUGUAAAUAUAACUUUAUUGUCUUGAGAUGUCUAUUGAAGAUACUAUAUUUUUCUGUUCUGAACGAUUUUGCCACUUAAAAUCGUUCAAUGAAAAAGAUGACUAGCUAUUCUGAGGCAGGUGGAUUUCCCAUGCAAACUGAAUCCUUAACGCAUUUCAAAAGGCUUUUACUGUAUUAGGUAACAAGAGAUAUUAAAGGAUUUUUCUAGGCAAGACGCUCAGUCUUUUUUUUUUCCCCAUAAAAGUACUUUUUACUCAAAUUGUAACUCAUGUUUUUCUUUCAUGAAAUGGAGUGGUUAUUGGAGUGUUCAUACUGAAAUAGGAGAAGGGUGCAUAUUGUCCUAUGCUUUCUAAUUUACUUUUUCUGGCUUCCCUUUGUCUUGGCCAGUUGUGAUUUGCAAACUGGGGUAACUCAUUAUAUGGAGCAAAGAGGACAGUACCGGUGGAGAGGACAGAAAAUAGCAAGUUUGAGUUUGCAGUUCUCUACCAUAGGUAGCACUUAGUCUGUGAUCCUAAAUGUCUUAAAUAUCCUAAAUACAGUUGCAAAUUACUAAACAUUAAUAUUUUAUCUGGUCAGCUAUUUUCAAGGGGUAUCAUUACACGGCUCUGCUUUUGUUCUCAGCUACCAUUAAUUGUAAGUUUCUUUAGUUUCUCUCAAAAAAGGAAAAGUCAGGACUUUCGUGUCUGGGUGAAAGCAUUUUAAAGAAUAAAUUUCACUAACUUAAUUGCAGAAUUAUCAAUUUUACCCCUGACAAGCCAUUAUGUAUGUUUGGACUGAAGUUUGCUCAAGUUUACUAAUCCUUUUCUGCUGUGUCCUUGGGGUCACACCAGUUUCAGAGUAUCACCAGUUAACAGGUCAAUGUCUUGUGAAGGGGCUGGGAGUGGAGACAGCUACUCUGAAUCUUCAUUUGGAAGAUGGAAGAUCAUAAACCCCUGUGCUUACCGCAUGCUGAAAUGAAUCGGAUAGGAAAAUGUCCUAUAAUAAAAGGCAGGGGACAUCCUCAUUGCUGAAUCACAAGCUGAUGAAUUUAGACCAAAAUACAAGUUUAAGAUUUAACUUGUAGACAGUAGCGACUAACUGAACAUUCCUAGUUUGAAAAUCUGAGAUCUGCGAUGGUCUUAAAAAUCCGAAACUGUUGAAGGGCCAUCAUGACAACACACUCACACUUUGUGUUACAGACUCCAGAUUGAUCAUGUGUUGCCAAACAUCUCAGCUUGUGUGGGACUGGAGAGCCACAGGCCAUGGCAUCACAGCUGAACUCCAAACUGACCAGGUUCUCUCUCUCUUGCAGCACAGUGGCAAUAAGAAUGGCAGGGCUUGAGGUUUCUAAAGCCCAGUACUGCUUGCGUUUCUGAUUCUUGAGUAGCAAAUUGAGCUUGGUUACAAUGCACCUCACAGAUUGACAGUCAAUCCUUGUGAUUCACUUAGUAUGUUUUCUUGGAGAUGGGGAAGGUCUAAAACAGCUCUAGUACAGAAACCAUAUCAGUUUUUAAAGUCCGACUCAAAACUGCACAGUAAUAUUAACACACAGCUGUUUACUACACACUUCCUUUUUUCUCUUGAUUUAUCAAGACAGGGUUUCUUCGUGUGACCCUGGCUGUCUUGGAACUUGCACUAUAGACCAGGCUGCUGGCCUGCCUCUGCCUCCUGAGUGGUAGGAUCAAAGCUGUGCGCCACUAGGCCCAGCAUUUUACACGGUUUUUUGUAUGUGUGUGUACUAUAGAAUUGCUGCUCUCCAGGGUACGUAGAAAAGAAGUGUGUCAAAGUACUUCCAAACAAGAUACACCUACAUAAUGGAUGCACUCUCCAUCUUACGAUAGAAGUGCUCCGAAAGGCUGCUGCUGCGCUCUACAUUUGUUUAAGAGACCAUCACUGCCUGUGAAUGUGGUGUAGAUUGUCCUGUGACUGCAGGUGCUCCAGUAGAAAUGGUCAGAUUAGUUCUGGACAGUGAUGGUAUCAGCCCUGGUCUAUAGCUUUCAGCCCAACCCAGUGUAUGAGUAUGAAGUAGCUCCCAACCACAGACCUGUAAUAUUUACCAUGCGUUAGCCAUGUCUAUAAGGACUUGGCUACAGUGAAUCAAAAGCAAUCCAGUUUCUAAGUUCUGUACAGUAAGUGGAACACACAAUGUGCAACAUGUUGCAGGUUAUUCUACACUGGUAGAGGGAUUUCCACAGCAAUUGCUUUUGGAAUAAACUCAGCUCACUAAGUCAUAGUGGGUUCUUAGCUCUAUAUAAUAUAAAACAUUCAGACACUGAUCACAUAUUAAUAUUUGUUUUUGUUGUUGCUCGUUUGAGGUAGUGUCUCAUCUAUCAGAACUACUUCAAACAAGGUUUGCCUCUCUCAAAUGCACAAUUUUGUAGUUUUAAGUUGCUGUCAGAAGAUGGCAGUAAAGCACAGCAUGGUAUCGA
Molecule: messenger RNA, 9726 nt
Organism: Mus caroli (Ryukyu mouse)
Lineage: Eukaryota; Metazoa; Chordata; Mammalia; Rodentia; Muridae
Source: RefSeq, a predicted model, not a curated record